GUACUGAACAUUCCGUCUGUGGACAGCUUUAUUGUAUGCUGCACGCAGCGCCGACCGGAACGAGUGACCAGGAACAUAUAAACAGCUCGAGCGAAUAUUUGGCUAGUUUGGCCUUGGGUAAAACCUUCAGCAGAUUCACGUCUUCGGCUACACAUCUCCGCCAACAAGUACCAAGAACACAGCGCUUUCCAACCACCCAUUGGUUGGACAAGACAUCUUCGAGAACAAGAUGUCCUCACAGCGACGAAGUAUGCGACUGCCGCCAUUUUUCCGGCGUCUGUUCAAGUUCACUUCUAUGGACUUUGAGACUGCCGUUUGGGAGAUGACCCAUUUAAUCAUUGCUCCGAAGAAAGUAUUCAGAAAUAUCUACUAUCACGUAAAAACCAAGAACUCAUAUCAUAGACCGGAUCCGGCCUUCACAUACCUCCUUUCAUUGUUCUUCCUACUGACCGGACUGGCCUGGGGCCUUGCUUAUGCAAAUGGUGUUGGUCAGACCAUCCGGAUAGCUUUGGUCUUCGUCCUCGGCCACUUCCUCGGAUUUUCUGUCCUGGUGGCUACGCUGAUGUUCUUCCUGGUCGGUCGAGUGCUGGGCAAGCGAAAACAAGGGCUAUUUGGGCCACCGAGUGGAGGUGAAGAAGGCCUUGAGUUUGGAUAUUGCUUCGAUGUCUCCAUUCGAGCAUUCCUACCCGUAUGGACUUUUCUCUACGUCCUGCAAUUCUUGCUGUUGCCACUCAUUGCGCAGGACUAUUGGGUCUCAAACCUUUUCGGAAACACCAUGUACCUGAUGGCCUGGAGCUACUAUUUCGUCAUCACAUUCCUCGGAUAUAAUGCGCUUCCAUACUUAAGUCGAACGGAAAUCCUGCUUGCGCCUAUACCGAUACUUGUGGUCCUAUGGCUGAUCAGCCUAUUCACGUUCGAUUGCGCCACAAAUCUGGCGCCAGUGCUAUGGUGUGGUGUCAAUCUGCGGAAGCCUGUCUGA
Messenger RNA from Dissoconium aciculare CBS 342.82, 979 nucleotides. RefSeq names its product UNC-50 family protein. Gene Ontology annotation, cellular component: Golgi membrane. The record is from RefSeq and is a predicted model, not a curated record. The transcript has 5 exons. NCBI's taxonomy places the organism in Eukaryota, Fungi, Ascomycota, Dothideomycetes, Mycosphaerellales, Dissoconiaceae. Bases 230 to 979 code for a protein of 249 amino acids.